This is a messenger RNA of Nothobranchius furzeri (turquoise killifish), 4480 nucleotides long. The record is from RefSeq and is a predicted model, not a curated record. NCBI's taxonomy places the organism in Eukaryota, Metazoa, Chordata, Actinopteri, Cyprinodontiformes, Nothobranchiidae.
UCUCCCUCUGACUGGUACUCACCGUGUCGUGGCCGCAGAGACUAGAGUCCUGCCCCAAGGCCGAGAGAUGAUUUCAGGAGCUAUUCUCCUGAAGCACCUCGCAUCGCACUGAGUGCUGCACUUCGGUCACUGCUGAAAGAAUCAUCGGUAGGUGAGUCAGUUCUGUCCAUCUCUUUGGCAGACCCUCCUCUACCUCCUGAAUCAGCAUGUGACUUGGUCCGAGAAGCAGGUCCAGCAGAGGCGAUGCCUGCCACAAUGGUGCGUCCGCUUACACCUGAGACCUCGGCGAAGUCUGGUGUGGUCGCGUCCGUCAGCGCCGGUCCUCUGGCACCUAAAGAACCUGCCACCAGAUCUGGCGAGCCUAGCUCACCGAUCAGACUUCCACUAAGGUUUCUCUGCAAAAUCAUCCGUGAUGGUCCUAAUGAGAAACCUCACAUUCCGGUGACCAUGGAGGGGACGCUUGUCUGUGAGGGCAUCAUGGACUCCGGUUCCGAUUUCACCAUCAUGUCCAGCUCUCUCUGGCAGCAGGUCCGCAUGGCUGCAGCUGCACAGGGUCGAGUCUUAGGACUCGUGCCCUGCGCUGUGAACAUCCAUCCUUUCUUUUCAGGUAAAAUGACUUUGUCAAAUGUGGUGUUCCUCAACUUCACAGUGGGAGACAUGUCCGUGAGCCAUCCGGUGUUUGUAGCUAACGUUGAUGCUUUUCCUUUCCUUUUGGGAGGGGACCUGAUCCAAUGCUUUAAGGCUGUCAUUUCACUCGGUGAUUGUACACUCCGAACUCGGCUGAAUCAACCGACGCCCUUGGCGUCUCUUGAGGACAUCAUUCCCUCUUCAGGCGUUAUUAACCACAACGGCGCCGUCAGUCUGAUCAGUCGAUCCAGUACCUCAGAGGUCGGUGACUUCCACAGUGUCGGCGCUGUCUCUGCAGCAGGACCACUCCACCCACCAAAACCACCUACCCUAGGGGGAUUCAGCGGUUGCAGUGACACACCAGCUGAGACUCCGCACCCUGCGGUGGGAACACCACCUGCCAAAGGGGGGAUUGAUGGUGGCGCUGAUACUCCGGCUGAAGCCCAGCACCUUGCGGUGAGGACUCCACUUGCCGAAGGACGGGCUGAGGACAUCACUGACACUACUGCACUGCAGUUGGCGCUGGUGACCUCUAGCCCUGAGGUUGGUGACUUACCUACCAAGGGGGAGGUUGAAGGGCACCCUGUACCACUACUGGCUGACCCUGAUCUCUCUGACUGCGUCAACCGAGGACCUCCAGAGUGCUCACCUGCGCUGAACCCUCACAAGGCCGUGCCAGUCUACAAUCUAAAAUGUUCAUGGUUUCCAUUUUCAGCUCUGACAAAAUGGGUUUUGUUAGUCGCGUGCAUGAGUCUGAUAUCGACCGCAGCUGAGAUUCCUUCUCAGCCUCCUCUAACGCAUCUGUACGAACCUGGGCCCUCUUCUCCGAGACCGCCCAGGUCUAUUAAUUACUAACUAUCAUCUAUUCACACAAAAGAUUUUCGUCAAAUUCGACCAUGCUAUGGCGUGAACUGAUAAAAUGACAAAUGUCUAUGGCAACCUCUCGGAAACGGGAGCCCGCUGGACUAGUACCCUGACGCAGCAUGCAGAAGCUCACAUCCGUCACAUACUACUCCAAGCACUUAUAUUCAUGGUUUCGAACAGUGACCUUUGCGGUACCAGCAUAAGACCAAAGCGUUUCCUAGACGGACUUUUCUCAGUAGCUAAUACAAUUGGCAAUCUUUUAAAUUUCGGAUUCUCUUCAGUCAACUCGAUUGAGAUUAACACAGUUCGUCGACACGUCGAUGAGCUUAACAGGGAAUAUCCGGAUCUGCGUAAGCAGGUACUGCAGCAGCGGCGUGCCUUGAGACAGCUGGGCACGUCUGAAAAACAGAUUAUGGUGGUACUCAACACUCAUAGUGACAUUUUGUGUGAAUCAACUUCCGCUGUGAACAAAUGAUGUUCUUUUCUGAAUGUUGAUUAUGCUCAUACACAGAUACUGACAACUUGCCUGUCCGACUAUGGCCGGGACGUGAGCGCUUCGAUUGACACCCUCCUCAUGGGGAGGAUCCCUCCGUACCUCGUGUCCCUGUCCAUGGUCCGGUCUGCGAUUGCUCGGGUGACAUCGAAAGACCCCGUGGCCCUUCAGACUCACUUGGCUUUCUCAUUGGGCAGUGCUAUCCCAUUAAGUGUCAAUCCAGAUGCUAGAGAGCUAGCUUUCAUCAUCAACUUACCCAUUGUGUCUCCCAAUGACAUCUAUAGAUUAAAGGGUGUGGUAACUGUAGGUAACUUGGUUGGUGACACUUAUGUCAGGUUGCAUACGCCUCCUGUUGUCGGGUUCCAAGAGGACACGCCGCACGUCCGGUUGGUUCCGGAUCUACGUGUGUGUUUGCUCACAUGUGGCCUACACUUCUUGUGUCCAGGUACACCUUUUAUACGUGGUGGAGGCACUGGUGUGUGUGGCAUUGAUAAGUUGUCAGGUGACUCUAAGUGUCCUAUGACUGUGACUACACGUUCGCAUGUUGUUCAAACUACUGCUGUUGUUGUUGGUGAAUGUUGGUUGGUUAAUACCCCUGCUUGUGAAGCGGAUGUUUCCUAUGAACAUCAUGGGGUGUCCACACGUGUGGUGCUUCCGUCUCAAACUCUAUGGGUGACAUUUCCACAUAGUACUAUGGUCCAUGUAGGUGAGGUCUCUCAAUAUUACUUGGAUCCGGGUGAGUCUGUUGUGGCGUUUUCUCCUUUCUAUGACAACAUCUCCGUUGCUCUCUCUCCAGCUACGGUGGAUCGUGUUACGUUCAGUGGUCCGACCAUGGUCCGGUGAACAGGGUGCUGCGUGAGUUGUCGGCAGAUCCCGGUCUCAGUUUUCAACCAGUGUCUUACUCCUGGUCCUCCACUGAUUCUGUCGUGUUAUUCACUGCAUGCCUAAACCUUUGUUUGUCUUUAGGUUACACAAGUUUGUCUGUGUUUGUGUGUGUGCAUGGCUGUAUUUCCUGUCUAUACAUGACGUGCAGACUUGGAGUGACUGGGGAUGGUCAAGCUGUGGGUCCCUGGAGUCCUGUAAUGGUUAAAUCUUAACGGCAAAGGGAGCAUUCCACAAAUUAUUAUGUUUAUCCAAACGAUUUCUUUUUUUUACCUACAAAUCUAAUUCCUUAUAGGGUACAUUCACAUAUAGGUUUGAUUACUAACGACACUGAUUUACAUUUUUAGUGUUUCUUCUGUCAAUUACAAGUAAUUCUAUUAUUAAUACUAUUAUUAAUUCUUUUAGAAAUGUGGCAAGGUGGAUAAACGAGGGCCCGGGCGGGAUUCGAUCCCCAGACUCCCGGAAGACGUCUAUCCAUGUGUGUCUACUUGAAGUGCCCUGUAUUCGCUCUUCUCCUCUUCUGAGUAUCGCCAUUGGUCUUCACUUCCUGUGAGGACCUCUCUACGCCAUCACCUGAUUCGGCUGCCUGCUGCCCGAGGGUCCGGUGCGUUUGGGUCUGGACAUCCUUUGGUUCCUGCCGUGGUUGCGGGGGCUCUCCGGUUCGCCUGGGGCCUGGUCCGGUCCCUACUCUUCAGACUGCGCUGUGUGGGAACUCAGUGCUCAUUUAUCCUUUUUGAAAUAUUAACUUCCAUGGAAUUACCGAUGAUCGAUUGCAGUUGAUACUCUUCCCGUCACGGGGAGAUUCAAAUGUUCUACAGGUGUUGACUUAAUCAAGUCUUCAAAACAUGUUCUGUGACUUUCCACCGGGCAUGGGGAAUGCUUCCUCACUCCUUCUGCCUUCAUCUGGGACAUGACACCUGCCAUUCCUCGACGGAGUCCUUCAGGCCUCUAGGAUGUUACAAUGCCAGGUGGUUUCUGUCAGACCACCGUGUUUUUGUAAAAGGGGGGAGAUGUAACGUUACCAAAUGGACUGAUUUUGAGAUGCCACAGUUCAUAUGCACGGCCAGAGCAAAUAACCCUGCUACACAUGUUCUGCUGUAUUUUACCCUGACAGGAGAUGGAUGCAGGCUCUUUAAUCAGGUGACUUCAUCAGCUGAACUGAAGCUUGAUCAGAUAAUGAAAGAUGAUAGUAGCAUUUUUUUCCUCAAGGUUCUGCACAGAACUCUGUUAGAUAAACUUUUAUUCCCAGAAGAAAAGAAGAUUUCGUAACUAAAGUAAUCAUUUUAUAAUUCAAAAAAAUCAUUGAAGAAAAGGAAAUCUUAUAACUAAGAUUUUAUAAUUAAUAAUCACCAAAUAUUGCUGUGUGUAAUUAUAAAUGAUGAAAUGUUUCAUGAAUCUGUUUCAAUGAUACUAAGUAUAUUUACUGGAUUAGGUCAUCACACUUGCAGACAGAGUGACCCCGGCUUUCCACGGGAGCAGUCAGCAGCACGUUACUGCAGCAGCACGUCUUGCUCGCGUAAACUGCUGCUUGGCCCUUCCCACGAGACGCGAAGCAGCAGGGGAGCAGCUGUCACCGACAGAGCACGAAGUCACACGAGUGACUUCGUCAGUAAA